This is a messenger RNA of Rhinocladiella mackenziei CBS 650.93, 1689 nucleotides long. RefSeq lists its product as uncharacterized. The transcript is spliced from 2 exons. Bases 1 to 1689 code for a protein of 562 amino acids. The record is from RefSeq and is a predicted model, not a curated record. Lineage: Eukaryota; Fungi; Ascomycota; Eurotiomycetes; Chaetothyriales; Herpotrichiellaceae. Gene Ontology annotation, molecular function: carotenoid dioxygenase activity. Gene Ontology annotation, biological process: carotene catabolic process.
AUGGGCGCAACAACUACUGUGAAACCCACCCCUCCUUCACACUACAAGGACUGGCCAAAUACUUGGGGCUUUGAUACUCAUUACGAGGAGAGAACCCCAGUCGAGUUACGAAUUGAAGGUACCAUUCCAGCGUACGCCGCUGGCACCCUGUUCCGAACGGGUCUAGGACCGAGGACCUUUUCGACAUCAAAAGAUAAUGAGUUCUGUGUCAAUCAUUGGUUCGACAACUUCUCACAAGUUCAUCGCUUCCAAAUCCAUGCCCCCCAAUCUGGUUCACCAGUUCGAGUCACUUACAAUUCACGCUUAACCAGUGAUGGACUGAUUGAGAAGAUUAAAAAGACCGGAAAACUCGAUGGCUUUACAUUCGCUGCCAAGUAUGAUCCGUGCAAAUCUUUCUUCCAGAAAAUCCAAUCCGUUUUCCAACCAGCACCGCGCCCAGCACCGAACGAGGUCAAUGUUGGAGUGACAAUGUCUGUAAACUUUCCGGGUCUAUCCAGCACUGGAGAGAAACUGGGUAAUCACGAUCAAGGAAUGACUUUGUGCACCAAGACUGACGCCAAUGUCUUCCAAAUGCUUGACCCGGAAACGCUCGAGCCUGUUGGCGUCGCCUCGCAAAGCACGCUCCAUCCUGAUCUCAAGGGGGCCGGCAGUGGUGCUCAUGCCAAAUCGGAUCCAAUGACCGGCGACGUUUUCAACUACAAUCUUGAUUUUGGCCGGGCUGGCACAUAUAGAGUCUUUCGGGCUUCUGCAUCCACCGGGAAGACCUCUAUCUUGGCGAAAUUCCAUCACUCGGCCGCGUAUCUACAUUCGCUUUUCCUCACCGAGAAUUAUGUGGUGCUGUGUGUUUGGAAUUCCUUCUACAAAGCUGGAGGUGCCUCGAUCCUGUGGAAUCGGAAUCUCCUGGACGCUAUGAUGUGGGAUGACAAACAACCAACGACGUGGUUUGUGGUUGACAAACGUCCAGCAGAAGAAGGUGGCAGAGGACUGAUCGCCAAAUAUACAUCCGAUGCCUUCUACUCCUUCCAUACAAUCAACGCCUAUGAGGAACCGUCGAGCACCAAUGAAGGCUCUGUGGAUAUCGUGGCUGAUUUAGCCGCCUACGAGAAUAUGGAUGUCCUGGACCACUUCUAUCUGGACAAUCUGAUCAGCAAUUUACCUAAAGCACAUGCAUAUGCGGAAGCUUUGACUCCGAGCGCACGCCCGGAUUAUCGGCGAUACCGCCUGCCAUGUAUACCCUCGAUUGCGAAGUCGGACGCUUUCAAGGCUGUCUUGGAGCACACCAGCAGCAAAGCAGAUGCAUUUGAGCUUCCGAUCAUCAACCCCAAAGUGGUCACAAAGAAGCACCGGUAUAUGUACGGCAUUAGCGACACGGGAAAGUCUUCCUUUGUGGACGGACUGGUCAAGUAUGACGCGGAAACUCAUUCGACGUUGCGUUGGAGCCAGCAUGGUCAGACGGCGGGCGAGCCGAUUUUUGUGGCAGAUCCUCAGUCUGACGACGAAGAUGGUGGCGUUCUUCUGUCCGUCGUACUCGAUGGUCCAGGCGGCAAAAGUUUUCUUCUGAUUCUGGAUGCGAAGACGAUGGAGGAGGUUGGACGGGCACAUGUUGACGGUGUCAUCGGCUUUGGGUUCCACGGGCUUCACGUGAAGUCUCAAGAGCCUGUUGGACGACUCAAUGGUCUUCAUUUAUGA